AUGAACUCCGAUCCAUCAUUGCCAUCAUGCUUAUUCGUUAACUGCCACACUGAUCAAUCUCUACAUAAUAUGGUUGCUGAAUACUUCGAGACGGAAAGCUUUGGGGUUCGAGCUGCACCUAUCAUGGAGAGUGAAGCUGACGUCCAUGCUCGGGAAAUCUUGAAGUCUACUACAUGCCGUGUUGAAGGAAGGUACCAGACUGGUCUGCUCUGGAAACGUUCCGACAUACAGCUACCUGCCAGCUAUUCUAUGGCUUUGAAAAGAUUAGCGGGUGUUGAAGCAAAAAUGAGGCGCGAUACAGACUUUGCCGCUGAAUAUAACCGCAUCAUAAGUUCUUACGUCAUGAAAGACUACGCACGAAAGCUGUCGCCAGAAGAAGCCGCUUUAACUUGCAAUAGAACAUGGUACCUGCCUCAUUUUGCCGUGAAGAAUCCAAAUAAGCCAGGCAAGUUACGCAUGGUGUUCGACGCAGCUGCUGAGGUGGACGGUGUGUCCCUUAAUUCACAGCUUAUGAAGGGUCCGCAAGAGUAUCGGUCUUUGCCUGCUAUACUAUUCCACUUUCGGGAAGGAGCAACGGGCGUGUGUGGGGACAUCAAAGAGAUGUUUCACCAGGUGCUGGUUCAACGUGACGACAGAUGUGCGCAACGAUUUCUUUGGCGCCAAGGUGAUACUACCAGACAGCCCGAGGUAUAUGAGAUGCGCGUAAUGACCUUUGGAGCAGCAUGUUCGCCUUGCGCCGCCAAUUAUGUGAAGACGAUCAAUGCGUUGGAGUAUGGCAACAAAGUCAAGGGUGCUACCCGAGCCGUGAAAUCGAUACUAGACUACCAUUAUGUCGAUGACUAUGUCGAUAGCUUUGACACAGAGGAAGAAGCAGCUGACAUAACGAAACAAGUUCGCGCAAUACAUAAGAUGGCCGGUUUCGAUCUUUGUAAUUUCGCGUCAAACUCAUUAAGAGUGACAGAAGCACUUAGUGGUGACGGGAAUAUCCGUCAAAUAGCAAAUAAAGAAGGAGUACUGGUGGACAGAGUCCUCGGUUUGUUUUGGCAGGCAUCAACCGACACUUUUGGGUUUAAACUGAGAUUCAACAACGUAGAUUCCAACGUUUUGGACGGAGGGCGCCGUCCGACGAAACGAGAACUUCUCAGUGUGGUCAUGUCGAUCUUCGACCCGCUGGGCUUUCUUAGCAACUUUGUAGUGAGCGCUAAGAUCCUCAUGCGGGAAGUGUGGAAGAAUGACAUCCGGUGGGACGAGCCACUGCCAAACAACGUAAACACCGCAUGGGAAGGAUGGCGUAAACAACUGCCAAUGGUCGCCGAAUAUACCGUCCCUCGAUACUAUUAUCGAAAUGGGAAACCUGAAGUUUUGCAGCUCCAUGUUUUCGUCGACGCCAGCGAGGAUGCCUUUGCCGCGGUAGCCUACUGGAGGUCAACUAAUGCCGCCGGUGAGGUUGAAGUCGCAUUUAUAUCUGCAAAAACUAAAUGCGCGCCGAUGAAGUCAUUGACGGUCCCUCGAUUGGAGCUUCAGGCAGCUGUAUUGGGUACGCGUUUGCUGAAUUGCCUACGAGAGGAGCACUCCUUGCACAUCGAUGACUGCGUCAUUUGGAGUGACUCCAAAACAGUGAUCCAGUGGCUUCGAAGUGAACAUCGACGCUAUAAGCCAUUUGUGCAGCAUCGGAUCGCCGAGAUAUUAGCCACAACUACUACUGCAAACUGGAGAUGGCUACCUACCGAGCACAAUGUCGCUGAUGAGGCUACUCGAGCUAAUAACUUUGUCGACUUCAGCUCGUCCGCCCGUUGGUCCUGCGGCCCACCAUUUUUGUUACGAGAAGAGCAGUAUUGGCCGACAGAGAGCUCUACAUGCAAUCAUCAUGAGGAAGCUGACAAGGAACUACGUCCUAAAUUCGCCCUUGCAAUCGUAAGCUGUACGUUUCUAGACUAUAACCGAUUCUCUACAUUCAGUAAACUGGUGAGAACGACAGCAUGGGUCCUGCGAUUCAUUGACGUUUGCCGCCGCCGUAAACCGCCAGACCGAGGCUAUGGGUUGACUGCCAAAGAAGUUGAGACUGCUAAGCUUUGUUUGUGCCGCCUCGUUCAACGCGGUGAAUACGCCGAAGAGUUUCAGCACAUCGAAAGCGGUCGCAACCUGCCACGCACCAGUUCGCUCAUUCAACUUUCGCCGUAUAUAGACGAAGAUGGUGUUCUUCGUGUACGAGGACGCAUAGAAGCUGCCAGCUGGCUCCCAAUAAGCGCGAGACGCCCUAUCAUACUACCGCCAAAGCAUUGUUUCUCAAAUCUGGUCGCCAUGCACUACCACGUCAAAAUGCAUCAUCAAAAUCUAGAAGCCACUAUUUGUGAGAUACGUCGCCUUUAUUGGGUACCACGCCUCAGGAGUUUGCUGCGCAGUAUAGUCGCCAAUUGCGCCAUUUGUCGCUUAAGAAAAAUCCAUGCCGUAUCGCCAUUGAUGGGCCCUCUUCCGAUUGAUAGACUCACUCCUUAUGUCAGGCCAUUCAGCUAUACGGGCCUUGAUUACUUUGGACCGAUAACAGUAACUGUUCGCCGCGCCAACGAAAAAAGAUGGGUGGCGUUAUUUACGUGCCUGACAGUCAGGGCUGUGCAUCUGGAGUUGGCUCAUGACCUCAGCACUGACUCAUGCAUAAUCGUAUUGCGCAACUUUAUAAAUCGUCGCGGCGUUCCCGUACGUGUGAGGUCCGAUAAUGGGAAGAACUUCGUCGGUGCUGACAUGGAAGCAAAGUGCUUCAGUGAAGUCUUCGAUUGGCAGUUCUGGACGUUGAUGAUGGUGAAUCGGGUUGAUUCACGGAGGCGGGAAUGUUGUGAACCCCUGAUUAGUUGUAAAAAUAUUGGGAACCCCUGA
Messenger RNA from Anastrepha ludens (Mexican fruit fly), 2871 nucleotides. RefSeq lists its product as uncharacterized. The record is from RefSeq and is a predicted model, not a curated record. Bases 1 to 2871 code for a protein of 956 amino acids. NCBI's taxonomy places the organism in Eukaryota, Metazoa, Arthropoda, Insecta, Diptera, Tephritidae. The transcript has a single exon. Gene Ontology annotation, molecular function: nucleic acid binding.